This is a messenger RNA of Sparassis crispa, 4107 nucleotides long. RefSeq lists its product as hypothetical. NCBI's taxonomy places the organism in Eukaryota, Fungi, Basidiomycota, Agaricomycetes, Polyporales, Sparassidaceae. Bases 1 to 4107 code for a protein of 1368 amino acids. The transcript is spliced from 17 exons. Gene Ontology annotation, cellular component: exocyst. Gene Ontology annotation, biological process: exocytosis; Golgi to plasma membrane transport. The record is from RefSeq and is a predicted model, not a curated record.
AUGGAGGCUCGUUAUGGCAACUGCACUGCGGCCAACUGCGAGCGCUUCGCGAACUGGAGUGUCUUCACGACUGACUGCUCGAUGUCUCGCACGCCUGGCUUCUCCGCAGAGCCUAAAUCUCGCCGCCCUCCCUCGCGCAUACACGAAAACAAUAUUAAUGGCGCUUCCGGCUCUGCGUCGGCCAUCAGGCCUCUCCAGCUCAACCGCACCCCAUCCCGCCCAACCACCCCGAGCCGCGAUUCCCCUCUCUCUACUUCGCCCAGACGUCCAUUGAGGUCCGGUCUCAGGGAUCGUGGGGAUCGUCAGGUGUCCGAAUACUCUGCGUCCGACCGCGCCUCGUUGGAGUCGCGCGGAACACGCGAGUCCAGGAACCCGUACGACGUAGAGACUGUACGCGAAGAGCCUUACUUGCCCCCUAGGCCCCGCAAUAACGGCGCAAUCUCGCUCGUCCCACCCAACUCGGCGAAUGGGCAAUAUAGAUACGGUGGGGCCCCUGCUAUGUCUCCGAUCUCACCUAUGUCGGAUACUUCGGAGCUGUCUCCUACGUCUCUCGCCGCCGUGGCUGCAUUUCAGAGCUUCGGUCGGAGGAGAAAAAUGUCAGAAGAUGACGUGGUGGAGGAAGAGUACGCAAAGCAGAGAAGACAAGAGAUGGAAGAUCAGAAAGCCCGCCAGCGAAAGCUGAGAGCUAAAACGCCGGGGUUGAAGGCCAGCGGCAAGGCAAGAGCAGGAGAUAUCGACGCUGUGCUCGAUGAUAUUAAGGACGAGUGGGGCAUCCUCAUCGACCAGGAUUUCAACCCCGUGGACCUUGCUCUGCAACUUCUGGACGAAUCUUCCCUAGGAAGAGAUGUGGACUCUUUCCUGCGGACAAAAAAUAUGCUGUCUAAAGCAUUGAAGGGAUCGGUCGAUAAGCAUUAUGAGGCGUUUGCUGGUGCUCUCCCGCAUCACACAGCUUUGGUCAACCAUCUCGAUGUCACGCAAACGCAAAUCGCAGAAGCUCGAACCGCUUUGCUAGAAGCAAAGGAUACGCUCGGGAAGAAACGUGCUGACCUCGUACAGCUGUGGUCAAGGAGCCAGACAGUGGAAGAAAUGAUGCGAAUACUCGAUCAGAUUGAACAUUUGAGAUCGGUUCCUGACCUCCUGGAAAGUCUGAUAUCCGAGAAGCGCCUACUGCAGGCAGCGGUCCUCCUUGUGCGGAGUAUGAAGCUGAUCAACAAGCAGGAUAUGCUUGAAAUCGGUGCCGUCUCUGAUCUGCGAAAUUACCUGAACACUCAGGAAGUGGCGCUAAGAGAGAUUCUAAUUGAUGAACUGCAUAGCCACUUGUAUCUCAAGUCCUUCUGGUGCGAGUCUCGAUGGGCAGUCUAUACCCCUGCUCAACAGACGUUCGCAAAGAUUGAAUUCGAAGAAGAGGGCUUCGUGUCGGAAGUCAAACAGCCUCCCUCAUUGACAUCAUCACCGAUCUCGCCAACGUCAUCGCGCUCCUCUCGGCUGCGUCGUUUUCUUGAUGACCUUGCACUGCGACCCAAUGACCCUCCAUUUGAUGUGGAUGAGCAGAGUUUCCACAACAGCACAUCCGGGAUGGGAAUGUCGGCGUCCGCAAGCACGUCAGCAUUGGGACUGUCUACUGGUCCGUCAUUGACUUCUUUGCCUACCGCUGGGCUUCCUACUGGAAUUGCGACCACCUUCGGAUCUGUUAUGACACAGCCGCCACCUUCUAGAAAUCCGGAGGCUGACUCAUUUGGGUAUAUCGAGACACUCCUCGAGUCGCUAGCUGUGCUUGGCAAGCUAGGCAAUAGUCUCGAUGUUGUGGCGCAGAAAUUACCGGGGGAAAUAUAUGCUCUGGUGGAUAUCACCAUAGCCGAAGUCGAAGACCGCGCAGAGGUCGGACGGAGAGGCUCUAUGUUAGUUGCUGCGUCAGGGCCGUCAAGAUUGGACAACAUGUUGCUGCUCACUGCUCCUGGGACGUCAACGGGUAGUAUGGGUCUUGGCUCUGGUAUUGCUGGUGUCUCGGUCGUACCUGCCGCGGCGCAUUCACUGACACAUGGGCGAAACGUACAUUUAAACGCUACGAGCUUACGACUGACAGCACUGGAGUCGUCUACGAAGUUUGGUGACCAGGAGACUCUGCGAGACUUCCUCUGGACAUUAUACUCCAAGCUUGAUGCUGUUGCACAGGGCUUACGAAUCGUGUAUGAAGUAGCGAACCGGAUAGGCUCAAGACGAGAUUUCAGGGAUUCUUCCGGUGCCAAACCUGGCUCCCUUUUCCCUCUCGCAGAAGUCUGGAUGCCAGUACAGGCCGAGGUUCGAACUCUUCUUACCGACUACGUGACAGACGAAGAGCAAAGUGCGGUGUCCGGACGGAAUCCAAUUUCAUCGAUCAACGAAGUCCUCCGCGAGGGUAAAUUCAGCCGAGACAGGUCGAAGCCUGUCUUCCGUUUCGCCGACACGGAUCCGAAGUUUGCGGCGAAUGUCCUGCGAGUGCACGAAGAUGAUCUGACCCGUGUGCUGAAAGACACCGUGCCGGGCCUCGUGCAAGGAUUGUCGGAGAAUGCUGUCCAAGCUACACUCUCGGCGGUGGGAACGGAUGACCGACUGCUGGGUACCGGUCAGCACCACAGAUUGCUUGUUCACCCAGAUGCUUUCCAUGUCACCCUUCUCUUCCAGCCUACGCUGGCAUUUUUGGACCGGAUAGCGGAUAUCCUGCCUGCUGGCCUGGAGGCUGCCCGGUCGUCGAGUGUAUUGCUUGAUGAUUUUGUACUGAAAGUAUAUCUACCUCAGCUGGAGGAUAAGGUUUCCUUGCUGUUCCACCAAACAGUGACUGAUCUAGAUGCCUUCGAGUCGGAUUCUGCAUCCACCCGAUUCUCACCACAACCCCUUACUAAAGCCAGCGUGCAGUUAAUGGCACUGAUCAACUCAUUGUGCGCCAUGCUCCGAACGACUCCCUUCCACCGAGAGAACUACUCUCGACUCAUCCUCACUGUCAUCGGCCAAUUCUACCAGCGCUGCAGCGACCGCUUCAGCGACCUGAUGGUGGUCCGGGACGACAGUACAUCUGGUAACGGCCUGCGCGUGGCACUGGCAGCGCAGUGGGCGCAGAGAGCGGAGCUCGGUCCAUGUCUGUCAGAGCUGUAUAAACACGUGCAGACUGACCAUGACACUAUGAAGAAGUACCAGCUCUGUCGGCAGGAGACGCAUCUUCAACAGAAUAUCCUCGGAGAACAGUCGGUAGGCAACGAGGAUCUGAUUCCGUCGGUGCGAAAUCUCUCCGCGCUUGCCAGUCUUUAUCGGAGUGUUACGUGGUUCACGGCCGAGUUGAACACCAUGAAGUCAGCGCCUGAGCACGCGCUGUCGCCGACAACUCCAUUGAACUUGAACCCCGCGAGCGCGAUCACGCCUUACACGCCAUACUUACCGGCCAUUGCGCCCGUGCAACCGAACGAACCGUUGAGCCUUCCCCUCUCGUCGGCAAUGGCUCUCCGCUUCCAAGCACUGAGCAUGACAUACGCCCAGCUCGCUGAACUUAUUCUGUACAGCAUCCGGAUCGAUAUCCGCUGUCGCGCCAUGCAUCAUCUUGAGCUCGCGCUCCGCCGUGGAAUAUACCGUGCAGAGCGCGAAGUUUCAGAGCCCGAUCCCUACAUUAUCGACCUGAAUGCAGAGCUGAGCAAGUGUGACGACUGUAUUUCGUCGACACUUCCCGAGACAGAGCGACGAUUUGUCUUCGAAGGCUUAGGUCAACUAUUGGAGCACCUCCUCAUCUCGAAUGCCCGCUAUAUUCGUUCCGCGAAUGCCUUUGGCAUCAAGAAGAUGAUGCGGAAUAUCCUGGCUUUGCAACAGAACAUUAAGACGAUCACCGAGGAUAGCUAUGAUGGGGAAUUCGAGCGGGCUAAACGUUACUACUCUCUAUUCAUGCUCUCGCCUCAGGACAUGCUGGAUAGCGUUCGUCAGAAGCAAGAGUACAGUUUUGAUGAAUACAAGACGAUGCUGGAUCUGCAAUGCGGUGUCGAUCCCACCGAGCCUGACGGUGUAGCCCAAGCGACAGACCGUAACUACAACAUGUAUGUAAUCGAUCUGCACGGACUUGAGUUGGAAAAUUCUGCGGACAGCGCAUGA